AUGGAUUAUCAGCUGUGUGGAAGGUUUGAUAAAUUGAGUAAUUAUUUACCCGAUGAAUUAAGCAAAUCUACAAAUAAUGAUAUUAAUAGUUUAGGGAGUAUUAGGGAUUAUUGCUCUAAUGGAGAAUCCGAUGGAACAGGAUGUAAGACUGAUCACGAUAAAAUAAAUGGUGGAUGUCGAUGGUUGUUCGAGCAAAAUGUUGUUACUAGGAUUAAUGAUUUAAGUAAUGAACAACUUAAAGUGUUUAUUAUAUACAUUAUGAUAUGGUUAAAUUAUAUGAUAAACCUAAAGAAAGAUGGAAAAAUCAACAAUCUAAAUGAUUUUUAUACUAAUUAUAUAAAAAAUAAUAUGCAUUAUACUAAGUGUAAUAAAGGUAAUAAAGAUUGCAAUAUUACAUUAAAUGAUAAAACGGGAUAUAAUAAUUUUAAGAAAAUCAUAGAAGAAAACAAGUGUCUGAUGAAUAUUGAUAUUAAUGAUAUAUCUAAUUUUUAUGCUGCAUUUAAAUCAGUAUGUAACAUGUAUACUGAACUUGAUGCAAGCAAUCCAAAUUGCAAGGAUUAUUUAGAAAAAGCUCAAGAAUUUGUUAAAAAAUAUAAUGAACUUAAUGAAAAUUCUAAUAAUAUUGAUGGAAGUUCAUAUCGACAAAUAUUGUCUACUUUAUCAACUGAUUACAAUAAUUUUAAAAAUUAUUGUACUGAAAAUGGCGUUGAUUGUAACGAUAUUCCAUCCCUUUCACCGAUAAAAACAAAAGAAAAUGACUUACAAGGUUCUGAACAUAUUUCUGAAGUUACAUCAUCAAGUUCAUCGAUAGCAAGCAAAUUAAUUCCAGUUUUAUCGAUAUUUGGUGCAAUAGUAUUUUUUUUAGGAAUUUCUUAUAAGUAUUCGUUAUUUGGAUCUAGGAAACGAUCUCAAAAACAACAUUUAAGAGAAAAGCUAAAAAAAUAA
Plasmodium yoelii is the source of this 945-nucleotide messenger RNA. Its product is annotated as PIR protein. Lineage: Eukaryota; Apicomplexa; Aconoidasida; Haemosporida; Plasmodiidae. The record is from RefSeq and is a predicted model, not a curated record. Bases 1 to 945 code for a protein of 314 amino acids. The transcript has 3 exons.